GGUUUGGUGGUUAAGUUUGCAUUGGAUAAAAUAAUGCCUGCUUGUGAUUGGACUGCACUGGUUGUAACAUGCAAGACGAAAGAUUAUGCCGAUGCUAUCCAAGCACAGCUGGAAAUGCGGCAAAAACUUGGGGAGUUAUCCAAAGAUCUCAUGAUUCUGUGUAUAGAAGACCCACAGGAAGGGUUGGGUAGUGGAGGUGCCACUCUAAACGCACUGCUUGUUGUUACGGAGCUUCUUUCAGCAAAAAACAAUUACACUGUUGUAACGUCAGACGUGCUGAAAGGAGCCAAGAUUUUGAUUUUACAUUUUGGUCGUUACUUUCCCUACAAUCCACUUGGCCGUGGGUUUGUAUCUCUUGCAUUGAACCCAGAGGUUGGUGAGUCUGAUUGUUUAAUGACCAAUUUUGACGCUCUUUUCAAGACAGUGUCCACAAACCUUGCUCACAAUUCACCACCAGGUUUAUGGGUGUGCAGCAGUGACAUGCUGAUUAGUUUUCCUCACAACUAUGCAAUAAAUUGGGACAGUGUAAAUAUCAAUGAUGGAGCUGUAUGUAUAUCUGUCCCCAGCACCAAGCAGUACGCCUCAUAUCAUGGUGUGUAUAAAAUAGGGGCUGACAACAAAGUAGAAGAUUUAAUUUUUCGUGGUGAUGACGCACAGAUCUCCGCUUGCACAUUAAACUCAACUGAUGACCUUGUGCCUCUUACGACUGGUAUUGUGUUUUUUUCCACUUUUGCUACUGAGCGUUUACUGACCACACAUAACACUCCACCUCUGGAUGCUUGCACAUAUAUGGGUAUUGACAGUGGGAUGGAUCCAUUGUGUUUAUCUCUUUUCUUUGACAUUCUUCUUCCUUUGGCUACAGACGUAAACGAGAAAGAGUUCAUAAAAGGUCAACGAUCUGGCGCUUUUGGACAGGAAGAUAAGAAACCGCUGGGAAAAGAUAAGCAACUUAUGCGAAAUGCACGAUCUGUUCUUUGGAAGCAUUUACGCGACCUACCACUUACUGCAGUGCAUAUUGAUGUAGGUUCACAUUGUUAUUUAGAUAUGUCAGAACCUCCGUCAAAGUACUGCGAUGUUUUAUUGAACCAGUGCCCUGAGAUUAGUGGUUUUAAACCUUCAAAACAAGUGCAUUCCUACGUUCACAGUAACAGUGUUAUUGGAGAUAAGGUUUUACUUAUAAAUAGCAUUAUCGAUUCAGGUGUGACCGUGGGAUCGAACACAACCAUAAUUCAUUCUCAUAUAACAGAAAAUAUGAUCAUCGGAAAGAAUUGUUAUUUAUGUGGCAUAGACAAGCAAUCAAGCUUUGUUGUGCCUAAUUCCAACAUUCCCAGCAACAGUUCUAUAAUAGGAACUUAUGUCAAUUUACCUACUACCGCCCGUGUGUUUGUAAGCAUGCAUAGUCAAGGAAAACUUUUAUCCGAUAACGAUAAUGUGGAAGAUGUAACCAUCAACUCAAUGGGUGAAAUCAUCUCCACACAAAGCAAUGUCAUAAAACCUGAAGUAGAACACGCCAAACUUCUGCCAUUUAGUUACAGAAAUGUUCUUGCCAAAGCAAGUUUCGAUGAGCACAAAUCAACUUUAUUUAUGGCUAAACUUGUUCCAAUGCUACAUUCCAAUCAGGCUGUUAAUAUCUCUGACUCGAUGGUCUUGCUUAAAAAGCACAUCUCGAAAACAGAGUAUGAAAAAUGGCUUUCUAGUGUCCGAUGUUCAUUUUGUGAAGUUUUGGAAAACGUUAAUCAUAUGAAAGAGUUUAAAUACGGGAUGAACAUGUACUUUGAUGUGGCGUGUAAAAAAGUCUCUGAGAUCCUAAUGCAGAACCAUGAUAUCAGCCUUCUGCCUUUUUUCAAGAUGUUUACAGUUAAUGGGGAACACGGGAGGGUGUUGGAGUUAUUGGAUCAAAUUGCUAUUGACUCUGUAAGUGGGAAUGUUGGAUUGAAGAAGAGGCCAGAUAUAUCUGCUCGUGCCUUUGCAUGUAUCGCAGAUGUUCUGGGAUUCAUGGCCGGUGCAAAAGGUGGCUUGCGUAGUGGGCCUGCUUCUAACAAACAGUGGAAGCAACCGUUACAUUACUUGGAAGAAGGCAGGAUAGAGGAAGGUGUAAGAGCAUUGGCAAACAUCAGGAAAUCUUGGAUUAAUCAUCCUGACCAAUUAACAAGGGCAGCAAGACAUUAUGAAGGUGCUGAACAGAUUCUUAUCCGGCACGCUGUUAUGAGUGUUUCGUCCUUUGUGAAAUUGGUUCCAUCUGUACAAGCACAGAGCAAUACAUGGUACAUAGCUGAGUGCCCGGCCAGGAUUGAUCUAUCUGGUGGAUGGACGGACACUCCACCAGUGUGUUAUGAACAUGGUGGCGCUGUUGUUAAUGCUGCAAUAUUACUUGAUGGUAAGCGACCCAUCGGUGCAAGAAUACGCAAGCUAGACACCCCUGUGGUUUUACUUACUCUGCUUGGACAAGAUGACAGCUCAACUCAAAUCAUUGAGUGUACGUCAAAGGAGCAGUUCCUUGACUACUACCAGCCACAAGCCCCUGCUGCUUUACUUAAAGCUUGCUUUAUAUUAGCAAAAAUAAUUGACCUGGAGUCGGAUGUGAGUCUUGAAAAUCAUCUUAAAGAUGAAUUCGGUGGUGGUUUUGAACUCCAGACGUGGUCCAUGCUUCCCAGAGGUUCAGGUCUUGGUACAAGUAGCAUAUUAGCCGGUGCUGUUAUGAGUGUUUUGUACCGUGCAGCUGGGUACAGUGCAGAUGCGGAUGCCAUCAUUCACUCUGUGCUGCUUGUAGAACAAAUGCUAACCACAGGGGGUGGUUGGCAAGAUCAAGUGGGCGGGUGUAUUGGUGGGGUGAAAAUUGGACGGUCGGAGAAAAUUCUUCCCCUGCGUGUGACUGUUGAGAUGCUCGUACUCACUGAUGAACAAGCUGAAAAAUUCAACAAACAUCUGAAGCUUGUGUACACGGGGAAGACCAGAUUGGCUCGCAAUCUACUUCAGAAUGUUUUACGUAACUGGUACGCAAGGAGGACUGAGAUAUUGGAUAUUUGUAAAGGGUUAAAGGAGAAUGCAGAGGAUUGUGCUGUGGCAUUCAAUGAGGGCAGUAUUGAGCGUGUGGGAAAGUGUGUGGAGGCUUAUUGGAAGCAGAAGAAGAUGAUGGCUACUGGUUGUGAGCCAGAAGUGUGUGCGCGUAUGAUGGAAGCACUGAGACCUUACUGUUAUGGCCAAUCACUUUGUGGAGCUGGGGGUGGCGGCUUCAUGUAUGUUCUAAUGAAAGAAGAACACCCAAAUGACUUUAUACGAGAUAUAUUGAAAAAUAUUAAAGGAGCUCAAGAUGCAGUUGUGUAUAAUGUUGAGAUUGAUAGACUUGGAAUGGUCUGUCACAAAUCCCCUAUAUCUUAAUAGAGUCAAUAAUAAACUGUACAGCAUAUGCUGCAUAUAACAUUGUAUCAUGCACCCAUGGUAUCUACUAUCUAGAAUGUAGCCAGAGUAGGCUUAUUACCAUUUUUAGCGCUAGCAGCAUGUAUGUUGUAAUCAUAAUGAACUACAUACUUUCAGCUUGCUUUUUAAAUAUCUUUAUUGUUGUUCAGUAAAUACCGAUAAGACCAAAAUAUACAACAGUAUUUUGACUUUAUUUCCACAUGUUCCCAUCCACUGAUUCACAAUGCAAUAUUUUGUUAUUUUGUAAUCAUAAAUCUCUGUGUUGAGAUUAUUGCUUAUGCCUAUUUAGUUUAUUUAAUUUACCAGUUCCCUGCUUCUGUCUAAACACUUAACAAUCACCAUAUUUAAUAUUCCUUUCUUAUAAUUCAUUCUUCUUUUGAAAAACAAUUAAUCCUUUAUUUGUUUUAAUUGUGAUACCAGUUAAAGUACACCUUGCAUUAGAUGAGAAAGGGAUUUUAGUGGCCCACAUAGCCUUUUAUUAUUAUUAGCCUAUUAUAUAUAUAUUGUAAUUGGUGAUGCAGUCAAGUUGUGUUGCUGAAGUUUUGGUAUUUAUUUAUUUUUAUUUGUGUUUCCCAAAACAGUUGAGACGCACCAAUGAAAACAAUGUCUUAAUAAAUUCUUCAAUCUAUUUGUAUGAAAAUUUCAUUCUUUAUUUAACAUUUGCAAUACCUGAUGUGAAUAUAUAUGGGCUACCUUGGUAUAUCCUGGUACUGUAAUAGAAUCAUGUUUCUUGUGUUACAACCUAGGGCUAAUUUUAUAUGCAUGUCUUAGCACUUUUACAAAUCCCUCUAGUCAACCUGCAAAUGGGUAAAAGUUUUGUUUGUCAUUUAUUUGAAGCUUGUCUGUAAAAUUGUGUUUCUGAUUUUUCAUUUAAGAUUUUAAAAGAAAUUUGUUGAUUUCCAAGGAAUUACCGUUUUACUGCAUUUGCCUUUAAUGAACCAAUUUGUUGAUUAUUUUUAAUCAUUCUUAGA
Ciona intestinalis (vase tunicate) is the source of this 4388-nucleotide messenger RNA. Its product is annotated as L-fucose kinase-like. Gene Ontology annotation, molecular function: ATP binding; fucokinase activity. Lineage: Eukaryota; Metazoa; Chordata; Ascidiacea; Phlebobranchia; Cionidae. Gene Ontology annotation, biological process: GDP-L-fucose salvage. The record is from RefSeq and is a predicted model, not a curated record.